AGGUCAGCCAGCAAGUGGAGCCAGAUCUGCUAAGCAGGAGCCUUCACCAUGGAGCAGCUGAGUUCAGCCAACACCCUCUUCGCCUUGGAGCUGUUCCACACCCUGACUGAGAGCAACCCCACAGGAAAUGUCUUCUUCUCUCCCUUCAGCAUUUCUUCUGCCUUGGCCAUGGUCUUCCUGGGGGCCAAAGGCAGCACUGCAGCCCAGCUCUCCAAGACUUUCCAUUUUGACUCUGUGGAGGACGUCCAUUCACGCUUUCAAAGCCUGAACGCUGAAGUGAGCAAGCGGGGAGCAUCUCACACUCUGAAACUUGCUAACAGACUGUAUGGAGAGAAAACCUACAAUUUCCUCCCUGACUUCUUGGCUUCAACCCAGAAAAUGUACGGUGCUGACUUGGCCCCUGUGGAUUUUCAGCAUGCCUCUGAGGAUGCCAGGAAGGAGAUAAACCAGUGGGUCAAAGGUCAAACAGAAGGUAAAAUCCCAGAACUGUUGGCUGUGGGUGUGGUAGACAGUAUGACCAAGCUUGUGCUAGUGAAUGCCAUCUACUUCAAGGGAAUGUGGGAGGAGAAAUUCAUGAAACGAGACACAACAGAUGCUCCAUUCCGACUGAACAAGAAAGACACAAAAACAGUGAAGAUGAUGUAUCAAAAGAAAAAACUUCCAUUUGGUUACAUUUCGGACCUGAAGUGCAAGGUGCUGGAGAUGCCUUACCAGGGUGGAGAACUUAGCAUGGUUAUACUGCUGCCUGAAGACAUUGAGGAUGAGUCCACAGGUCUUAAGAAGAUUGAGGAGCAAAUAACUUUGGAAAAACUACGUGAAUGGACCAAAAGUGAGAACUUGGAAAACAUUGAUGUCCAUGUCAAAUUGCCCCGGUUCAAGAUAGAAGAGAGCUACAUCCUCAACUCCAACCUGGGUCGACUGGGAUUACAGGAUCUCUUUAGCAGUAGCAAGGCUGAUCUGUCUGGCAUGUCAGGAUCCAGAGAUCUUUUCGUCUCAACAAUUGUCCACAAGUCCUUUGUGGAAGUGAAUGAGGAGGGAACAGAGGCAGCCGCUGCCACGGCAGGCGUUGUCGCAUUCUGCAUGUUGAUGCCUGAGGAAGAAUUCACAGUGGACCAUCCAUUCAUUUUCUUUAUCCGGCACAACCCCACAGCUAAUGUGCUCUUCCUUGGCAGGGUUUGUUCCCCAUAGAAGAAGGUGACUUUAGAGAUACAAGGCAGAGCUUAGGGUUUCAUUGCCUGAGAUUUUAAUAGUGAUUACUUUCAUUUGUACUCGACAAUGAAACCUCUAACCAGAAA
Molecule: messenger RNA, 1295 nt
Organism: Arvicanthis niloticus (Nile rat)
Lineage: Eukaryota; Metazoa; Chordata; Mammalia; Rodentia; Muridae
Product: leukocyte elastase inhibitor A
Biological process (GO): negative regulation of interleukin-1 beta production; negative regulation of endopeptidase activity
Molecular function (GO): serine-type endopeptidase inhibitor activity
Source: RefSeq, a predicted model, not a curated record